This is a messenger RNA of Talaromyces marneffei, 1839 nucleotides long. RefSeq lists its product as uncharacterized. The transcript is spliced from 5 exons. Gene Ontology annotation, cellular component: mitochondrion. The coding region runs from base 1 to 1839 and encodes 612 amino acids. The record is from RefSeq and is a predicted model, not a curated record. Lineage: Eukaryota; Fungi; Ascomycota; Eurotiomycetes; Eurotiales; Trichocomaceae.
AUGAGCAAACAUUUCGCCGCCACGUUGCACACAUCGCGACGUUUGUCGACACGAGCGCGAUGGAGACCUUUUUACAUCUGCAGCCGCUAUCUAAGUACCACUUCUGAACCUGCUCUUUUCCGUCAACUUGAGGAUGGCACAGAACAACCAAUCACAGAGGAUGACUUAUUCAGAUAUCAACGGCAUCGUUGGUUACGCAACGAUGCAAAAGAGCAGGAUGUACGGUAUCGACCAUUCAAUCUUCCGGCAUUGAUAGAGCGGGCUCUCAAUGCAAAGAGGGAACGUGUUGAUGGCCUAAAAUGCGUCAAAAUACUCAAACUUCUAGAAGGCGAUCACAACAAAGUUCUUCUUUUAACAAUGAGUAAUGGAGACGAGCUAAUCGCAAGAUUACCAAAUCCAAAUGCUGGCGGUAAUUACUUUACCGUGGCUUCAGAGAUAGCCACUCGGCGAUUUGUGCAAAGUAUCUGUGAUGUUCCAUCGCCUACGGUCUGGGACUGGGAUUUCCGCUACCGUAAUACCGUCGGGGCAGAAUGGAUUAUCGAAGCAAAAGCCGCUGGAGAACCGCUCCGCAAACACUGGUUCAGCCUGAGUCGCCGAGCCCAGUUAGGUAUCAUCGAUCAAGUGGCCGAAAUAGAGGGCAAAUUGGCGUCCCUCAAGUUCUCGAGUCACGGCAGUAUCUACAUGGCACGCUGGCUAGCGAGAAAACGUUUGUUUUGUACGAAAAUGACUUCGCCUAACACCAUGCUGAACAAAUAUGAUGCAUUGGCAGUGCAACCCGAGCAAUUAUACAGACAAUAUGCCAUUGGGCCUUCAACAGAUCGGAGACUCUAUCGAGGCCCUGGGGAUCUAUCGAAACAAUUCCGGGGUCCUUUCACCGAUCUUCUCCACUAUGCUAAAGCUUUGUCACGAAAUGAGCGAAGAUACUUGCUAAACAAUCCUUGGGCGAAAGAGAACCAUAUUACAUCAACGAAACAUCAGCAAGACCCUUCUGAGUACUUGGAACUUAUCUUCAAAUACGAUGCUUUGCAGCGGCGGAUGAUCCAGCCGGAAUUCAACAACGACCCAUGUACACUUUCCCACCCGAACCUCAGCCUGGAUAAUAUAUUUAUCGAUGCGACGACGACAAAGAUUGUCUGCUUGACAGGAUGGCAAUCUGCCGUGGUAGCCCCGCCAUUACUGAAACGCCCAUACCCCACGUUCCUCGAUUCUGAAUUCCAAACACAAUCGGAGGAUAGAAGUCAGCCUUUGCCGAAAGAACGGUAUCGUGAGCUUGUCAGGGAAUCGGAUCCUCUUCGCUACAAACGCAUAUUCAGCAACCCACGAGAGUACGAAGUACUGAUAGGCCCAAUGUCUAGUAUAUUCGGAGCAUGGGACAAUCACGGCAUAUUCUCUCUACGUGAAUCUCUUGUUUCUGCACACAAGUCGGAACGGAUUAAUAUCAUCAAGUCCUUACAGGAAUCAGAACAGCUCAAUCCUCAAGAAUUAAGAAACCACGCCAAAGAAAAGUACGCAAGGCAAGAGCUUGGUCUACUCUUCAAUAUGACCCAAAACGUCCAGGAAACUGGCCAAAUACCCAUCGACGGCCGCGUCCCGACCGAGGCGUUUGAGCGCGCACAAGAAUUGAGCGAGAGAUAUCGGCAGCAGUAUAUCAAUCUUGCGGCAGGCAAUAAAGGUCGUAUGGCCUUGCAUGGGAAGACAUGGCCGUUUGAUUCUGCAGCUGAAGGAGAUGUGGAAAAGGGGGCCUCCGUUUCAGACACCUAUUCGGGAGUUUUUUUCCCAGUGAGAAAACAUCCCAGUACUAGUAAACGUGAUUUUAUCCGACGGGUUUAUGUGGACUAG